Colius striatus (speckled mousebird) is the source of this 1527-nucleotide messenger RNA. It is a transcript of the gene SCTR, whose product is annotated as secretin receptor. Gene Ontology annotation, biological process: adenylate cyclase-modulating G protein-coupled receptor signaling pathway; brain development; cell surface receptor signaling pathway. The transcript has 13 exons. Gene Ontology annotation, molecular function: vasoactive intestinal polypeptide receptor activity; peptide hormone binding; secretin receptor activity. Bases 178 to 1527 code for a protein of 449 amino acids. The record is from RefSeq and is a predicted model, not a curated record. Gene Ontology annotation, cellular component: plasma membrane. NCBI's taxonomy places the organism in Eukaryota, Metazoa, Chordata, Aves, Coliiformes, Coliidae.
UCUGGGGCUCAGCAGCUGGAGAGAAACAUUGGCUAAGGAUGGUCAAAGCUGGGAAGGAAAAAAAGUGUGGAGUGAGAAGGAUGAAGUGAAAGGAACUAGGAGCCACAGUGGAGAAGAUACAGACAGCCCAGUGACCUCUGGUGUGUGAGGGAUGAAGGAAACGGACUGUGAUUGACUAUGUGGACCAUCUGGGUGAUCAUCUUCUGGAUUUCAACCACCCUGAGCAGAGCUGUCCCUCCAGUCUGUGACCUCCUGAGUGUCCUGAAAAGGGAAGAAGAAAGAUGUGCUGAGGCUCUCUUCCUGGAGGCAAAGAAUACAACACCUGAAAACGAUCUACUCCUGAGCUCAGGCAGAUGUGUUGGAAUGUGGGAUAACAUGAACUGCUGGCCUUCGUCUGCUGUGGGACAGAUCGUCAGUGCUCACUGCCCUGAAUUCUUCCAGAUGCUGACUGGGAAAAAAGGUUUUGUCUACCGAAACUGUACGAGUGAGGGGUGGUCAGACCCAUACCCAAGACCCGAUAUUGCGUGUGGCUACAAUGUCAAUGACACAACCAACGAGGCAAGACGUUCCUAUUUCAUGACUCUGAAGACCAUGUACACCAUUGGAUACUGCACCUCCCUCGUGACGCUGACGAUCGCCUUAGUGGUCCUGGUCUCUUUUAGAAGGCUUCGCUGCACAAGGAACUAUAUCCACAUGCAUCUCUUCACAUCCUUCAUUUUGCGAGCCUCAUCCAACUUCAUCAAGGAUGCUGUUUUGUUUUCCUCAGAAGACACAAAUUACUGUGGGGCAUACACGGUUGGGUGUAAGCUCACCAUGGUCUUCUUUCAGUAUUGCAUCAUGUCCAACUACAGCUGGCUCCUCGUGGAGGGACUGUACCUCCACACUCUCCUGGUCAUUUCUUUCUUCUCAGAAAGGAAGUUCCUCUGGAGGUUCAUCACCCUCGGAUGGGGUGCCCCAGCAGUAUUUGUGGCUGCAUGGGCGACUGCCCGGCAACUCCAUGAAAAUAUUGGGUGUUGGGACAUUAACACUAAUGCCAAUACCUGGUGGAUCAUUAGAGGCCCCAUAGUUUUGUCUAUUUUUAUUAAUUUCAUUCUUUUUGUCAACAUUUUAAGAAUCCUGAUGAGGAAGCUGAGCUCCCCUGAAGGACGGGGCAGUGAUUUCAACCAGUACAAGAGACUUGCAAAGUCAACACUCCUCCUCAUCCCUCUCUUUGGGGUCCACUACAUCAUCUUUGCUUUUUUCCCUGAAGAUGCAAGCAGUGGCACAGUGGAAAUUCAGCUUUUUUUUGAAUUGGCUCUUGGAUCAUUCCAGGGCUUUGUCGUGGCUGUACUUUAUUGUUUUCUGAAUGGUGAGGUUCAGCUGGAAGUUCAGAGAAAAUGGAGGCAGUGGCAUUUAAGCAAACACUUGCAUCAUCUCAGCACCUCAGCGAGUAACGGAGGAAGUGGCUUAACUCAAGAGAUGCAGAUGGUGAGGUCGAGCCCACCAGAGCACAGGAGAGCAACCCUCCAAAGAUCAAGCUUGCUUUAA